This is a messenger RNA of Sciurus carolinensis (gray squirrel), 4284 nucleotides long. It is a transcript of the gene Mab21l3, whose product is annotated as mab-21 like 3. The record is from RefSeq and is a predicted model, not a curated record. The transcript is spliced from 7 exons. NCBI's taxonomy places the organism in Eukaryota, Metazoa, Chordata, Mammalia, Rodentia, Sciuridae. The coding region runs from base 53 to 1435 and encodes 460 amino acids.
UCUGUGUGCCUGUGUGCGUACGUGUGUGUGCCUGUGUGUAUAUGCUUUUCCAAUGUCAACCCUUGAGCCCUGGUCACUUGUUUGUAGGCAUAAGGAUGAGUGCCAGGCUGUUUGUUUGGCAAUUUUCUAUUUGUUUAUUGUAAAGAAGAUGACAGACGAAUUCUCACAAUUUGGAAAUAAGAACUUGAGAGACGAGUUGAAAAACCACAUCUCUGGUCCAUGUACACGUUUUCAGAGCAAUUUCAUCCAGAGACUACCAUUCCUGGGCAAACUGCCCUCUGGUGUGGUCCUCCGCCGAAAAAAGCCCCAAGAAGUUGCUGCUCUACUCAGCAUUGACCAAGAAGCCAUGAAAUCCUUUUCUGGGGGAGACUUAGAAGAUUGCCUACUGAAUAAGGUGGACUUGAGACGACAGCAGGUUUCCCAGGCUGUGGAGGAGGUACAGAGAGUCAUCCACCGUUUGACCACAGAAAUCAGCCACCAAGACAUUCGAUUCCAAGCUGUGCCUUACUCUGACAUAUACAAUGGGAACAUCAAGGUUUUGGCCCCCAGCCAGUUCCUUGUCACAGUGCCAGUGAAAGGCCUGGCUGGGUACCGGGACACCAGGGAGCGGCGCUGGCGGUACUACACCCUGCAGGGCACCCGGAUCCCCUGUCCUCUGCGGAACCCGGAGGGCCUGCAGCAGUGGCUGGAGGUGGAGCAGUUCAUGAAGAGCCUGUGGCAGUGGCAUGAGGCAGACGUGAACAUUGAGGGGGACAUUGUGCCCGCCAAGGUCCUCCUGGUGUUCCGGAAGCUGGUAGAAAAUGCCAUUAGAACCUGUCACCUCUCAGGUAAGGUCAGCAUGCUAGCAAACUGCGAAGCUGUUUGGGUUGCCAUGGAAACAUCCGCAUGUCAGGUGGAGAUAGAGCUGGUCCCCACGGUGGAGAUCCCCACCGCCUGGUCUGAGAAAGCACAGUGGCCUCGAUGUCUGAAGCGCUGGCCUUCCCCAGAGAAAGUGGAGUGCAUCAAGUCAUUUGGGUUCAACCUGUCGGCCCGCUCAAGCUAUCACUGGCAGCUCGGCUUCUCCCAGGCCGAGCAGGUGCUGCUGGAGCAGCUGGAUGAGGAUGGGGGCUGCCGCAGACAGUGCUUUCAGAUCAUGAGGCAGCUCAAGGAGGACGUCUGGUGUCCUGGGAAGAGGCCAGUCAUCACCUCCCACCAUCUGCAGACAGUGCUCUUUUGGACUUGUGAAAAGUAUCCCCACUUGAAGGACUGGCAGGUCUUCAGCAAAGCUCUCCUUCGCCUGGUGCGGAAGCUGCACAAGUGUGUGAGCCAGCACUUCCUGAAGCACUACUUCGUCCCAAAGAGCAACCUCCUCCAAUAUGCUAACUCCAGCGAGCUGGAUUCUGUGGCCCAAAAACUGGCCUUCUUCCUGAAGAAUCCCCAGAUCAACCUGCCCUGAAGGCCGGCCCUGCCCGGGAGACCCUUGCACACUCCAUUCCGCCUUGACCUCCUUGUCCAGGUGGUUCCUCCAUCCGGUACCAGGAUCCUACCCAGGAGAGAGACAGGAAUGGCAGAGGAAAUAGCAUCAGGACUCCAGAGAGGGAAAACUGUGUCCUGAGAUGUCUGAUCCAGGCCUCUCUGGAGCUAGGCAAGCAUUUCACCCCAGCUACCUCUCUUGAGAAUGGCUCCCAUCGAGUUUUCCAAGCCACCGAUUCUGAACUGAUGACAGUUCUGAUUUAUUUUCUCUUACUCCAGCUCUGAUUGUCUGACAGGGAGAACCCCCAGAAGGCCAGACUUUAGCCUGCUGCCCAGAAGUGUUCUCUAGCCCACUGAACAUGGGCUCAUUAUCUUUCCAUUUGUAAAAUGGAGAUGUUAAUAUGCCUCCUUUGGAGCAGAGCUGUGAACCUGUGGCACAUGCUGGGGACUUUUCCACAGGAAGACACUGGAGCAACACAAAGUGCUACUAGCUGGUUUAGGAGCUGGUGUUUGCCUCCGGGUACCCCCACAUUGAUGGAAUGGGCAUGCCGGAGCAUCUGCACACCCGUACUGCUCGCAGCCCUCCCACACUGUGGUCGGGUGGCCUGUGGUUCUCUCUGCUCCCCUGGUGUUCUCUAAAUACAGAAGGAGUGGUCCUAGUGGCUAGUGUGAGUCCACGAUCCCCCUGCUGCCAGCCACAGUCCUCUGCUUCCCAUGCCAGCAUGCAGGAAUGGAACUUCUUUCUACUUCUGGAAUGAGCUCCAUACCAUGAACUUGCUUGGGAUGAUCUUGGUGACAUUCACCUAAUAUAUUCCUUUGCUCAAAUCAUUCAGACACUCAUUCAUUCAUUGAUACAUAAAUGUUCGUUAGGCACUGGGAAAACCACAGAGAGUGAGAUGGACCAACUGAACAGGGUAACACCUAGUGGUGAAGACAAGAAAUGAACAGAUAAAUAAAACGUUACUACAGAUGAAGCAAUUGAGAUACACAAAGGAUGAAAAUGAAAACUGCGGAAGAAGGAGGAAAGGUGACUAAGAACAGGCUUGGAGGGGUGAACAUGAGUCAGAUCAUGUGGUUUUGCAAUGCUGGUAAGGGGUCGAUAUUAUAGUCUAAGAUCAAAGGUGUAAUACUGACUUCUCCCAAAGCAGAAGGGUAUCAUGAUCUGACUUGCAUUUUAAAUCAUUGCUCUGGUGACUGCAUCCAGAAGUCUGGGGCUCAAGAGAAUCAGGGUACUGACAGCUGGCAUGCCUACCUAUUUUAAGGGGCAUUGAAUCCCACAAAGCAGCACAUCCUGCACAGCACAGCUGACCAGGAAUUCUAGGAGUUCUUGGUAAGAACAGUGGUUUCUCUGGCAUUUACUUAAUGCUUCUCAACUCAAAGGGCUCCUUUAUUACUUUCGAACAUCCCUCUCCGCAAAUACAAAUGACAAAGUGAAAUUCCUAAAAGAAUAAACUACUGAUUUUGUUUUGAUGAAAAUUCACCUUUGAAAAUGAAAAAUGAUUAUUUUUAAAAAGUACUACAACCAAAUGAUGGAAUCCCUAGAUUAUCACACAGGAAAUUGUAAUUUCAAAAUAUCAAAACAAGUCGUAACAGGCAUACAAGAAAUUUAAGAGUCUUGAAAACAUGAAAUUACAAACAAAACAGUGCUUUGUUAAAUCCUCAAGAUUUGCAUUCUAAUUCUUAUAUUCUUGAAUCUUGAAAAACAUCAUCUUUGAAGAAGUAGCCCAUGUAAUGAAUUUUUUGCUUUUGUUUAUAUGAUGCAAACAUCUUGAUCUAGUUUUUAAACAGUAUGCAGGCACGGUAUGCCAAAAGUGAAAAGUGACUGUGUUGUUGAUCAACGUGUGUGUGUGUGGAGAGGGUGGGAUUGACAUACACAAUCACAGUCUGAUUCCAGUAGAUUCUUCCCCUCUUUCCCAGUAGAGCUGUGGUUUGUGGAGGAAGUAGGACUCUCGGCCGAUUCCUGAGUGUUCCACUACUGGCCAGCAGAGGGCAGCAGAAGAUCACAUAUGAAAAGAGUCACGUCCUUGCCCAUCCCAUUCCCAGAGCCCAGCAGGUGUCACCUACUCAGCCCAUCGCCUACACCUGACUACUCCAACCAAGGGACCCAGGAACUGUGGAUUUCAGCUCAUGCUGAAUUGUUGAAUAUUUCUGCUAUUUUAGCAAAAAUUCUACUUGAAGCUGAAAUCUAAAAGGAGCACCUGUGUGAGGAAGGUCCAUCCAGGCACUGUGCAGCUUCCAGCUCCUUUCUGUUUCCAGGGAAAGACUGCACAACUUAGAAAUGUCUGACAACAUUUCUCCUUUAUUCUGGUCAGUUUUUGUUUUUGAUUUCUCCAAAACAGCUUUUCCAUCAUUCUUUCCUUUCCUAGGCACAGGACUACGUUUUAUCUUGGACAGGUUGGCUUUCAGCUACUGUGAUGAACCCACUUGUAUUUGCAUCUCAGCUCUGAUGCUGCAUGGCUGAAACAACUGGAGAGCUGUUGGUUCUCUGAAUCUGUAAAACUCUCCAAAAACGGGUGGUGCUGUGGCCUGAACUGCGUCCCUCCUGCCCUCCACCGCAGUUCCUAUGCUGGAGCCCUGAUCUCCAGCAUCUCAGAAAGUGACUGUGUUUAAAGAGAUGAUCAAGUUAAAAAUGCCACCUUUCUGGCUGAGCCCCUAAUCUGAUCUGACUGUAUCCUUAUAAAAAGAUGGGAUUAAAGCACACAGACAGACCCGAGGAAUGACCACAUGAAGAGGAAGAAAAAGGACAGCCAUCUACAAGCCAAGGAGAGAGACCACAGAGGAGACCCAACCUGCUGCACUUCUGUCUUGGACUUGUGGCCUCCAGCACCAUCA